Zingiber officinale is the source of this 1686-nucleotide messenger RNA. RefSeq lists its product as uncharacterized. The record is from RefSeq and is a predicted model, not a curated record. NCBI's taxonomy places the organism in Eukaryota, Viridiplantae, Streptophyta, Magnoliopsida, Zingiberales, Zingiberaceae. The transcript has 5 exons. Gene Ontology annotation, cellular component: membrane. Bases 80 to 1444 code for a protein of 454 amino acids. Gene Ontology annotation, biological process: transmembrane transport; metal ion transport. Gene Ontology annotation, molecular function: metal ion transmembrane transporter activity.
UAAUACUGAACCCUGCAACCAACCCAAUCUACCCUGUUUCCUCCUCCCCGCCUUCGCAACCACCACCGCCGCGUUCUCCAUGGAGGAGUUCGACGGCAGUGCCGCCGAAGGAAGAGAUGACGUUCACCUCCUCCACCGAGAUGCCCUCGACUCCUUCGACGAGGUUAAGCAGCGCGCCUACAGUUUCGACGGCCGCGGCCACUGCUCCACCCGGGGUUGGGACCUCUCCGCCGCGACCUCCACCGCAGGCGACGGCUUCUAUUGGUUCCACGUCGAGCUUCCUCGAGGCAACGGAGCUUCCCACCACCACCGCCUCGCGCUGUCGGCGCAAUCGUUAAUCCACGCGCUCUGCCCGCCGCUCAAGCUCCAGGACAUUCUCGCGCUCUCCAGCAACGGGCCUUUCUGCAGCCACGUCGACGGCGCGCUAGUUUUCCGAGUCAACUCCCCCGGCCCCGCUUCCUCCGCCUUCACCCUCCGCCUCGCGGCGCGCCUCACCGAGUCAUCCCUCAUCACCGUAGCCCUCGGCCGCGUGCCGCGCCUAGGGUUUUCCCCCGCCUCCGCCCGGUCCCUCCUUUCGGAGAUCCCAAAGGUGGAGCGGGAUCCGGGCGGCAACGAAGAUAGCGGGGGUGGCGUGACGAUUCCGGCCCACGUCCUUGAGUUCUUGUUGACGAUGAACCACUCGGAGGAGGGCGACAACCCGGUGCCCCUGAGCAUGUCCAAUCUGCUGGUGCACGUCGUUGACACGCAUGUGGAUCAUCUGCAGGACAUCGUAGCAGGGCUCGAGAAGGAAUUGGACGCCGUCGAGCUGGAAUUGGAUUCAGGUGGCUCCUUGUUGAAGAAACAAAUGUUGGACGACCGGAGAUUCCCCAAAAUGCAUCUCGACUUGCAACGUCUUCUACAGGCAGUUUCUCACGGUGAGCAAGUUUUCCCUCGCGUAAAAGAGAAAUGUGCCACUAAACCUUGGUUCUCUAGUGAAGAUGUCAUUGCUCUUGAAGAGCUGAUCGGUCGCCUUCGCAGGCUAAAGGAGAACUUGGGGUUCAUUGUGAAUCGUGUUACCGCUGUCCAAGCAGGUCUUGAUAGUUGGCAGGCUGAGCAAAUAAACAAAAGACUAUACUACCUUUCGUUCCUCUCGAUAAUCUUUCUUCCAUUGUCUGUAUUAACCGGAAUAUUCGGGAUGAAUGUAGGAGGUGUUCCAUGGACUGCACAAAAGGACCCUCAAAUUGAGGAUGGCUUUCUGAAUGUUAUGAUCCUUUGCAUUGUGCUACUAGUUUGUCUACUACUGUGCUUCAUGUUUCCAACUCUUUAUGCAAGAAUAUUAAUUUGGCGAAAGAAGCAUUCGUUGAAACGGAAAUGGUCUUUCAAAGGGAAGUCAUAUUUACAAGGACAUUCUUCAAGUGAAAUUUUGACAAACGGAGUGGAGAAGAGCAAUUCCUUGCCAGUUUAAUUGAGAAGAAAGAUCAAUGAGACUUGCAGUUAAAAACAAAAUACAGCAAAGAUCAUUGGAAGAAUAUUUAUUCGAUUUUUUUUUCCUGCUAAAGGAAUUUCUUGGGAGGGAAAUGAUCACAUUCAUAAGCUGUGGAUUUGUAAACUGUGGAACCCUUAAUUUGAUGAAAUUUGUGUAACUUAAGAUUUGUGUGCAGAAUGUCUAUAUGAGCAAACUAAUUGUUGUUCUUUCAAUUGUAUUCA